Clonostachys rhizophaga is the source of this 1122-nucleotide messenger RNA. The record is from the annotation of a GenBank genome assembly. NCBI's taxonomy places the organism in Eukaryota, Fungi, Ascomycota, Sordariomycetes, Hypocreales, Bionectriaceae.
AUGUCCAACAAGGUCAUCGCGCACAUCGACACCCCGGAUCCCUGGAUGGUCCAGGCCAAUGGCGUCUACUACCUCACCUUCACCCUGGCCAACCGCAUCGAGAUAUGGGAGUCGCCGCUGAUGGAGGACUUCUUCAACGCCCGCAAGGCCCUCGUCUGGCAGCCUGAGCCCGGCUCGCGCUGGGCCGCCGACAUCUGGGCGCCCGAGCUGCACCUCAUCAAGGGCGUCUGGUACAUCUACGCCACGGCCUCGCAGCCCGGCGUGGGCAACCCGGGCCACCGCACCAUCGUCCUGCGGUCGGCGCGCCAGGACCCCAUGGACGAGUCCGCCUGGGAGUUCCUCGGCCCGCUCAAAGGCAUGCCCGAGGCGUUCAGCAUCGACGCGACCGUCUUCAGCCCCAACGGCGAGGACCUGUACAUCUGCUGGUCCGGGUGGCCGGUCGGCGACAACUCGGACACCAAGCAGGACCUCUACGUGACCCAGAUGAUCUCGCCCGAAGAGGUCGUGGACUCGUCGAUCCUCCCGCCGGCGUGCAUCGCGUGUGCCGACCUGCCCUGGGAGCGGUUCGACGGCGGGAGGCGCGGGAUCAACGAGGGUCCGACGUGGCUCAACCUGCCCAACGGCGCGUUCACGGGGAUCGUGUUCUCGGGACACGCCAGCUUCACGAGCGAGUACAAGCUGGGGUUGCUGCGGCUGGUCGCGCCGAACGCUGAUCCCCUGGAUCCGAAGUCGUGGGAGAAGAGACCGGUGCCGCUGCUGAUGAACGACAAGUCGAUGCCUGGACCGUAUGCUCCUGGUCAUGCCAGCUUCCUGCUCAGCUCCGAACCGGGAGACGACAAGGUGUUCUGCAUCUACCACGCGACGGACAAUUGGGGCGAGGGCUUUGCCAACCGCAAGGCGCGAGUGAUGGUGAUGGGACCCGAGCACUUUGCGCCGGAUGCACAGCCAAUCUGCUGCUCCAAGGCACCCGGCAAUCCGUUCUGGAGAGGAGGUGCUGCUGUUGAUCCUCCGCAGGGGACGCUCUCGAGGAGAUCCACGGCGAGGCAGAAGAUUGACGAAUUUGCUAGUAAGGCGCCUGGUCCCGUGAAGAAGGCGUUGGAUAAGGUGCAGAAGUUUUUUUAA